Molecule: messenger RNA, 2606 nt
Organism: Zeugodacus cucurbitae (melon fly)
Lineage: Eukaryota; Metazoa; Arthropoda; Insecta; Diptera; Tephritidae
Product: heat shock protein 68-like
Exons: 1
Coding region: 179-2104 (641 amino acids)
Biological process (GO): cellular response to unfolded protein; protein refolding
Cellular component (GO): cytoplasm
Molecular function (GO): ATP binding; misfolded protein binding; ATP-dependent protein folding chaperone
Source: RefSeq, a predicted model, not a curated record
CCUCUACAUAGUUUCAAUUGAGAAAUCAAAGCGAAUAAACAUAGCAAACUAGCUAAAGUGUUUUAGCAAAACAAAACUGAAUAAAAACAAGUUUUUACCAAGUGCAUAACAAACAUUAUAAGAAUAUUGAGAGUUUAAUUGAAUAUAAAAUAUUUGAAAGUACAAGAAAGCCAUAAAAAUGGUUGCAAUUGGAAUAGAUUUGGGAACAACAUACUCCUGUGUAGGAGUAUUCCAACACGGAAAAGUGGAAAUCAUAGCGAACGAUCAAGGUAAUCGCACAACACCAAGCUAUGUGGCGUUCACCGACUCCGAGCGGCUCAUUGGUGACGCUGCGAAAAAUCAAGUUGCCAUGAACCCAAAGAACACAGUGUUUGAUGCCAAGCGAUUGAUUGGACGAAAAUUUGAUGAUUCCAAAAUCCAGGCGGACAUGAAACAUUGGCCUUUUACAGUGGUCAGCGAUUGUGGAAAGCCCAAAAUUAGUGUUGAAUUCAAAGGAGAACAGAAAAAGUUUGCUCCCGAAGAAAUAAGUUCAAUGGUGUUAACGAAAAUGAAGGAGACUGCUGAGGCGUUUUUGGGCACAACUGUAAGAGAUGCAGUCAUCACGGUACCUGCUUACUUCAAUGACUCACAGCGUCAGGCCACCAAAGAUGCUGGUGCCAUUGCAGGACUAAAUGUUCUCCGAAUUAUUAAUGAACCCACAGCGGCCGCUCUAGCAUAUGGACUGGAUAAGAAUCUUAAAGGCGAACGCAAUGUGCUCAUAUUCGAUUUGGGUGGUGGUACUUUCGAUGUUUCCAUUUUAACCAUUGAUGAAGGUUCACUGUUCGAAGUGCGUGCAACAGCUGGCGAUACUCACUUGGGUGGAGAAGACUUCGACAACCGAUUGGUGAAUCACUUUGCCGAAGAGUUCAAAAGAAAAUACAAAAAGGAUUUGCGAUCGAAUCCUAGAGCGUUGCGACGAUUAAGGACAGCAGCUGAACGUGCGAAACGUACACUGUCAUCCAGCACAGAAGCCACCAUCGAGAUUGAUGCUCUAUAUGAAGGAGUAGAUUUUUACACAAAAAUCAGUCGAGCGCGGUUUGAGGAGAUGUGUGCUGACUUGUUCCGCAGUACAUUAGAUCCAGUAGAAAAAGCCUUAAACGAUGCCAAAAUGGACAAAAGUCAAAUCCACGAUAUUGUCCUCGUUGGUGGUUCAACUCGCAUUCCCAAAGUACAAAACUUGCUACAAACAUUCUUCGGUGGAAAGAGUUUGAAUCUUUCAAUCAACCCAGACGAGGCGGUAGCAUAUGGUGCAGCGAUUCAGGCAGCCAUACUAAGUGGUGAUAAGAGCAGUCAAAUUCAAGAUGUACUCUUGGUCGACGUAGCACCGUUAUCACUGGGAAUUGAGACUGCUGGUGGAGUGAUGACCAAAUUGAUUGAGCGGAAUAGUCGAAUUCCAUGCAAACAGUCUAAAACCUUCACAACGUAUGCAGACAACCAACCAGCCGUCACCAUUCAAGUUUUUGAGGGCGAACGUGCCAUGACCAAAGACAACAACUUGCUGGGCACAUUCAAUUUAACUGGAAUUCCACCAGCACCUCGAGGAGUACCCAAAGUAGAUGUAACAUUCGAUUUGGAUGCUAACGGAAUUCUGAAUGUAACAGCAAAGGAGAUGAGUACCGGUAAUGCCAAGAAUAUAACCAUAAAGAACGAUAAGGGACGACUUUCACAAGCGGACAUCGAUCGUAUGGUUAACGAAGCAGAGAAAUAUGCAGAGGAAGAUGAGAAACAACGUCAACGUAUAGCAGCUCGCAGUCAACUUGAAAGCUAUGUGUUUGGUGUAAAACAAGCAGCUGACGAAGCUGGAAGCAAACUAAGUCAACAAGAUAAAGAACGAGUGCUGGAGAAGUGUAACGAGGCUAUUAAAUGGUUAGACGCCAAUACUACCGCCGAAAAGGAGGAGUUUGAGUAUAAGCUGGAGGAGCUGACGAAAAUUUGUAGUCCAAUUAUGACAAAGAUGCAUCAGCAAGCAGGGGGUGCUGGUCCACAACCUGCUAAUUGCGGUCAACAAUCUGGUGGUUUCGGUGGAGGUACUUAUGGUGGACCAACAGUCGAAGAAGUAGACUAAAUUCUAAUUUUCAGUAUUAUAUUAUUAAUUUAAUUUAAAUUAAUUUAAUUAUUAAUUAAAUUUAAAUGCUAAAGAAAUAAAGACUUAAUUUUAGUUCCUAUGUAUUAUAUUAUAACGGAUUCCAAAAUCUAUCGUUAACGCUGAAGCUCUACCCUGAAUUCGAUCACUGGAUUGUCAAAUAAAAGUCACACUUUAAUGGCUACACACUAAUCUUUAUUUAUUUAUUAUUUAUUACAAAAAAGUGUGAUUGUUGCUGAAUGAAAGAUUUGUUAAUUAAUGGGAUAAUUUAUUUUAAUAAUUUAAUAAAGCCGACUACUUUUAAAAAAUGUUUAAAGAUAAAACUUGUUUUUUUCAUAUUUCCGGAAGUGCCACAGGUUCCUGUCAGUUGUAGUUUAGAACUGCUCCAUUGUAAGAAGAAAAUUAUUUUUUCAGAUGAUAUAUUUGUUACUUGUAAUAUAAUUCAUAAUUUCUAAAUGCAUAAUAAAGGAGAGCUAAAAUCGUA